AUGGGUAUUUGUGCAUCUACUCAGUGCUUGAAGGAAGGUGGAAGAAUUGUAAAUGGUUCAAGCACAGUCAAGAUUGUUCAUUUGGAUGGGAAGCUACAAGAGCUCAGGAACCCAGUGAAAGCCUCCCACAUUCUCUCACAGAAUCCCAACUGCUUCCUCUGCCCCUCGGAGUUCAUGUUCGUUGACUCGGACGCCCCCCAAGUUCCUGCCGAUGAAGAGCUGCAGCUGGGUCAAAUCUACUUCCUCAUGCCAGUUUCUCAGUUAAGAGCAUCACUGUCUCUCCAAGACUUGUGUUCACUUGCCAUCAAGGCCAGUGUAGCUCUCGCAAAGGGUUCGAGCUUAUCGGCGAUGAGGUCGCCGGUUUCGGACAGAAAUGUAGCUGCAUCACAGCUGGGAUGUUGCAAGGUUCCAACUGGGUUUGACAUGGUGGGGUCAAUGAGUUCAAGGAUGAGGCGAGGCAACCAAAGAAUUGAAUUUUAA
Rosa rugosa (rugosa rose) is the source of this 480-nucleotide messenger RNA. RefSeq lists its product as uncharacterized. Bases 1 to 480 code for a protein of 159 amino acids. The transcript has a single exon. Lineage: Eukaryota; Viridiplantae; Streptophyta; Magnoliopsida; Rosales; Rosaceae. The record is from RefSeq and is a predicted model, not a curated record.